CUAAGAUUCUCAAAGCUAUAACAAAAACAAUCGUAAUAUCAUUCGAAAACUGUUAUGGUUGUGAUGGUGCCCUUGAUUCGUUCUUUUAAAAAGCUCUGCGAUUAAUUGUAGCGGCGAUCAAAGGAGCACGUCAAAAUGUUGUUUAUUACCUUUUUUAAUCCGUUGAUUCGAUAGAUUCGUUCAUUUCGUUUUUUAAUAUGUUUUUCAGCUGUCCUUUAAGAAUGCUGGGGGGCGAGCCGAUUUCCGAACGAGCCCCGAAUCUCGCCAGCAUUCCUAAGGGUCAGCGGUAAACCUUAUUACAAAACAAAAUGGCUGUUAUUCUAUAGCGAACAAAUCGAUAGUGUUAAAGGAUUAAGAAAGGUAAUAAACAGCGUUUUGCCGUGCUCCAUUACGGCGAUCAAGGAUUGUUCGCUACUUAUCGCCGUGACAGUUUUGAGCUUCUUUGAAAGACGAUUUUUCAAAGGACAAAUAUAAUACGAUUACUAAUAAUUUAUUUUAACAGAUGAAAGUCUGCCACAGUUUUGUAUGUUGCCUCAGAAACCAUCUCAUCCAACUAUCAACCGUACCAGCGAAGUGUCAGAGAUAAUGUCCAGGAUACAGCAACUUAAAGCGAUGUUUCCAUAUGAAAUCACCGUUACGUAUUUGUCUGGUAAUCCUGGUUGUGGCAAAAGCGAGCUUGCCAGACAGAUUGGAAAAAACCAUUUUGAAGACGUUCACGAAUCAGCCAAGUGCGUGUCGACAUUGAACGCAUCUAAUCUUGAUAGCUUAACUCUAUCAUAUAUCGACCUGGCAAGAAACCUUCGAUGCAGCGAAGAAUCUAUAGCAUCACUCAAUACCAUCACCUCUCAAGAACAGAAACUCGCUCAACUACGAGGAAAUGUCUCCAUACAACUGCACAGCUACUCCUCCUGGCUGAUGAUUGUAGACAAUGUGGAAGAUCUUCGGCUAGUCUCAAGGUUUCUCCCUCAUGCAGGCGAAAACCUGCAACACGGUAAAGGCCAUAUCCUAAUAACAACACAAGACGGCCAUUCUAUACCACAGAGUGAUCCACACACACAUCAUAUGCCCUUAAGCCUUGGUAUGGAACUCGAGGACGCAGUGGAAUCAUUGCGUGAAAUUUCUGGAUGUUCUGACCAAGAAGAAACUAUGAAUGCUGUUGCUAAGCAGCUUGAUUUCCAGCCUUUAGCUCUCGCAUGUGCAGCAGUAUACGUUCAGGAAGUCCGCAUUGCAGAUCCUACAAUGACAUGGGAAAAAUACCUUCACCACAUCCAAAAAAACAAUAUUGAAUCAACUGAAAGAAUGUAUGAAGAAAUCAACAACUCGUAUAAAAAGUCGAUGACAACAGCUGUAAAGAUGGCAGUCCAAAAUAUCAUAGAGAAAAGUCCAGUAAUGCUCCAUGCUUUUGAAUUUCUGGCUGCACUGGCUCCAGAGUUUGUAUCACUACAUCAUGUUGUAAAUUAUGUCAUGACGUGCUUGCCUGAAGAAAACGGAAAAUACAUAGCAGCAACGAUAAUGAAGUCGUCAUUUGUUCUUACGUCUGAGGAUAAAGUUGAACCAAUUGUUCGCGUCCAUCAAGUUGUUUUCAACGUUCUUCAAUCAGUCGUCCAAGAAUUACACAUCGACGAAGAAGAUGAAUGGUCGUACUUAACAAAAGUGAUCGAAGUGUUUUCAUAUCUCAAUGAAAUGGAUAAUAGUAGCAUUGAUUUUAUAAGGUCUACAGGAAAUCUCGUUGUGCAUGUGGCAAAUUUGUCAUACAAGAUAAAGAGUUUUUUUGAAAAACACGAAAUUUUGAUUUCGACAGAACAAGACAAAUAUGGAAUUCGUUACUACUUAAAUAGAAACACCACGAGUCAAUAUUCUCCAGAAGAAAUCUUCCUGUCCAAAUCUUUGUAUGGAGUAUUGCGAGCACAUGGAAAACACGACAUUUGUAGGAUUCUAUUGGAAAUGGGCAUUAUUCUAAUGACGCAAACUGAAAAUAGGAACAAACAUAUCAAAUGGUGUAAUUGGGUUAGGCGUAGUUUCCGCCAAAAAAAAUCCCUAGAAUUAAAAAAUCACUCUUCAGUGGCUAAAACAUUAAACGAGCUAGGAGUAGCAAUGAAUAGACUUGGAAACAAUAAAGAAGCAAAGGAGUGUCACGAAAAAGCACUUGCCAUCUACAAAAGCACGUACGGAGACAAUCACCAUAGUGUGGCUACAAGUUUAACUAAUCUAGGAUUAGCAUUGAGUGAUCUAGGAAAUUACAAAGAAGCAAAGGAGUAUCACGAAAAAGCACUUGCUAUCGACAAACUCACGCACGGAGACAAUCACCCUGAAGUGGCUGCAGAUUUAAGUAAUCUAGGAUUAUCAUUGUGUAAUCUAGGAAAUUACAAAGAAGCAAAGGAUUGUCACGAAAAAGCACUUGACAUCAACAAAAGCACGUACGGAGAAAAUCACCCUCAUGUGGCUACAGGUUUUAAUAAUCUAGGAUUAGCAUUGAGUAAUCUUGGAAGUUACAAACAAGCAAAGGAGUAUCACGAAAAAGCACUUGCCAUCUACAAAAACACAUACGGAGACAAUCACCCUUCAGUGGCUACUAGUUUAAAUCAUCUAGGGUCAGCAUUGAGUGAUCUAGGAAAUUACAACGAAGAAAAAGCACUUGCUAUCGACAAACUCACGUACGGAGACAAUCACCCUGAAGUGGCUACAGAUUUAAGUAAUCUAGGGUCAGCAUUGAGUGAUCUAGGAAAUUACAACGAAGCAAAGGAGUGUCACAAAAAAGCACUUGCCAUAAGAAAAAGCACGUACGGAGUCAAUCACCCUGAUGUGGCUACAAGUUUAAAUGAUCUAGGAUCAGCAUUGAGUAAUCUUGGAAGUUACAAACAAGCAAAGGAGUGUCACGAAAAAGCACUUGUCAUAAGAAAAAGUAUGUACGGAGAAAAUCACCCUUCAGUGGCUACAAGUUUAAGUAAUAUAGGAUCAGCAUUGAGUAAUCUUGCAAGUUACAAACAUGCAAAGGAGUGUCACGAAAAAGCACUUGCAAUCAGUGAAAGCACGUACGGGAACCAUCACUGUUAUGUGGCUAUAAAACUAGGUCACCUAGGAUUAGUGUUGAGAGACAUUGGAGAAUAUAAAGAAUCAAAGGAGUGUAUAGAAAGAGCAAUAGCCAUUGACAAAACAGUACUUGACGAGACCCACCCUUAUAUAGGAAUUUUCUUUUAUAAACUGGGACUUACACUGCACGCUUUGGGCUUCAACGAGGAAGCCAAAGAUUCUUUUGAAAGGUCACUUACAAUCCUUGAAGCUGCAUAUGGUGAAGACCAUCCACGAGUAGCAAGAACAUUAAAUGGCCUGGGACAACUCCAGAUGGAACAGGGAGAUAACGAACUAGCUAAACUGAAUUUGGAAAGAGCAUUAGCUAUCAAUGAAAAAUCAUUAGGUGCACUUCAUCCUGAUUUUGCUGAGAAUUUGAACAACCUUGGAAGACUGUCUGAAAGUCGUAAUGAAUACGAACAAGCCAGAGCAUACUUUGAAAGAGCACUGGAAAUCAACGAAAAAGCAUUAGGUGGAAGCCAUCCUAAAGUUGCCAUAACUUUGAAGAACUUGGGACAUCUCUUAGUCAAAAUGAAGAAAGAUGAAGAAGGGAGACAUUGCUUGGAAAGAGCGCUUGCUAUCAAGGAAAAGAAUCCAGACUACGCGUUUAAGUUUCAAAUGACUUAUUUCAAAUGACAAUGUUCCUAAAAUAAUCCACAAAGAAAUUAACUUUGAGAUGUGUGACCUUCAUUUCUUGUUGAUAAAAAUAUUACAUAAUAAAAAGGAAAGGUAUUGGAUUGUUAUGGUCGCAUUUUCCUGCUAAUCGAGGUGAGUUGAAAGAGUUUUUACUCAAGUAAUGAAAAUAUGAAGGCAAAAAACUGUUGGCCGCAACUUUUUCCACAUCGCAAGAACACAAACCUUUUGAUGUUUAAACAAUUGCUGACAUUCCACCAAAAAUGUUCCAAUGAACUGUGCCUUUACCUGGCAUUUUAUUACUCCACGCUUCCUUGCCUUUUUAAUCUUCAAGCCUUC
Molecule: messenger RNA, 4041 nt
Organism: Exaiptasia diaphana
Lineage: Eukaryota; Metazoa; Cnidaria; Anthozoa; Actiniaria; Aiptasiidae
Exons: 2
Coding region: 526-3705 (1059 amino acids)
Molecular function (GO): protein binding
Source: RefSeq, a predicted model, not a curated record